Molecule: messenger RNA, 1479 nt
Organism: Cylindrotheca closterium
Lineage: Eukaryota; Bacillariophyta; Bacillariophyceae; Bacillariales; Bacillariaceae
Source: the annotation of a GenBank genome assembly
AUGCUACAAAUCAUUUUCGGGAUAGGCAAUGAAUACUAUCAUAAAUUAACGUUGGAGGAAACGGAAGAUUUGCCUGAAGGCCUCAGAUUCAUUACGGUGGAUGGUCAAUUGGCCGAGGAUUCUGACCGACAUACCUUCGAAAAUCUGGCCAAAAUGUUGAAUAGGAAAACUACUAAAAUCCGCACCGUGACCCUACAAAACAUUUUCUUUGUUUCACCUGAGUUCCUCGCCGCAUUGGUAUCAAUUGCAACAAAAGCGGAAAUGCUGAAUCUCACCGAUGUGGCGUGGGGGGAUCCUGGAUUUGCUAUUUUGAUGACAAGUCUGAUGCAAUCAAACGGAAUCGAGGAUCUUAGCCUGGUAGAUUGUGGAAAUUUUCCAGAAUUGACUAUACAGCAAAUGUCUAUGCUGUUCGAAGGGAUUGCGUACUCUACAAGUCUAGACCAUUUGACGCUACUUCGUCUUCCGUUUGGACCUCAUAAUGAUGAGGCAGGUCGUCAAUUCAUCCAUGCAUUGCGGCGAAACCGCAAUCUGAAGCAUUUGGAGCUUCAGAUGGAUCCGUUUUCGGACGGACUCAUGAUCUCAAACAUACUUCGAGCUGCUCUGUUGGAAACCAAAGUUACAGCGUUUGACUACACCCAGAACGACAUCCCUGGCAUGAUUCCUUUGCAUAUCUUUGACGAUUUAAUUUGCCGAGACGACUGCUCUCUCGAAACACUUUAUUUGCAUCGCAUUUCAAUACACCCACCCAGCUCAAAAUUGCCUGCAAGAAUCGUGAAGAACUUAUCAUUGAAAGCCCUCAUUAUGACUCAAAACGGUAUGACCAGCUCGAUGGCUGCGCACAUAGCAGAAGGAUUCAAGUCAUUGGAGCACCUCAAUAUUUGCGAUAAUCAGAUUUCGGAUCUUGCUCCUUUCGACAAGUUGCUACUCGGCGAUAAUGCGAAACUGGAAGUUCUUGUUCUCUUUGCCAAUCCAAUCAGCGAGAAAGACUUUUUGGUGUUUUUGGAAAAACUGCCUGAAAUGAAAUCUCUGAGGAGUCUAGUUCUGAGUGGUGCAACAUUUCUUGAGUCGGGAGUAACAGCUUUGCCAUUUCUUCAAUCGAAAGUAUGCAGAGAUGCUCUCUUGAAUGCUCUUUGGUUAAACACAACUCUCGAAAAUGUACAUUGUCACGAUGAUGAUGGACAGGACGAUGAAAGUGAAGACGACGAAGAAGAUGAUGAAGAGGACCAAGAUGGAGACGAUGAUGCUGAGUUAUUUCGUGCCCUACUAGCUGUUCCUUUAAGUUUGAAUCGAGGAGGACGGCGAGAAUUACAGAAUGGAUCCACGAAAUCUUUUCCACGGGGCCUCUGGGCGCUGGUUCUGAAGAGGGCAAUGACACUCAAGUAUUGUUCCGCUUCAGACUAUUGGGAAGAUGGUCCAGAGUGCACCGCUAUGAGAGUGGAUGUUGUCUACUGGUUACUUCGGGAGAAGGUGAUUUUCUAA